Messenger RNA from Closterium sp. Naga37s-1, 929 nucleotides. NCBI's taxonomy places the organism in Eukaryota, Viridiplantae, Streptophyta, Zygnematophyceae, Desmidiales, Closteriaceae. The record is from the annotation of a GenBank genome assembly.
GUCUCAUAAUCCCUUCUGUUCCCUUGCCGUCUUCCCCACCCCCACCCUUCAUCCAUGCAGCGGGGAGCCUGUGUGUGCAGGGAGGGAUGGAUGGGCAAUCAUUGCAGCGAGCCUCACCCCUGUGGAGGCAGGCCCUGGAUCGCUGGGGGUGGUGCUGCCUCUCUGCCUCUGCCCGCCUUGACCAGAACGGUUCAUGCUGUGAGAGUGGCCGAGUGGACGCCUGUGGAGUCUGCAAUGGCAAUGGAAGUGCUGUGGACAUAAGGGGAGACUGCUGCACAUCGGGUCUGAGGGACGACAUGGGCGUGUGCUGCCCCUCUGCCCGCCUCGAUGCGUGCGGGCGAUGCGAUGGGGACGGCACCUCCUGCGCGCUCCUCGCCACCGUUGCCAUGCGGGUACCGUUCUCGCAAUCAGUGGCCUCGCAUGCUCUCGAGCUUGCCUCCAGCACCGUCCAUCCCAGCUUGAAUGAUUAUGGCUCCCUCAACACCAGCACGGAUGGCGAUAGAGGCAAUACAAGUGCAGGUGACAGUGCAGGCAGCAGCAGCAACCAUCACUUCAGCGACUUUGCUUCCGCCUUCACCAAUGGGAUGGCUGAGAUCCUGGACGUUCUACCACAAGCCAUCUCCUUCCUCUCAAUCACACCAGCGCCAUGCCUGCCGGACUUCCCAGGAGCUUCGUUUCCAAACCAGCUUUCCUCAGCCACCGAACCUAACUCCCAGGCUGGGCAGCCUAGGUCUGGGGUGGAGCAAUCAGACCAUGCGUGGGAGUGGGAGGGGGGGUGUGGGCAGCUGGAUGACACGAACAGCCCCAGAGGCAUUUCAGUGCAAUUCGUUGCGCAACCCCUCGCGGUACGUGCCGUUGAUGUUGCUGUUGCUGUUGCUGCUGCUGCUGCUGCUGCUGCUGCUGCUGCUGCUGUUUUAGAGCUAAGCUAA